Messenger RNA from Rana temporaria (common frog), 1858 nucleotides. RefSeq names its product solute carrier family 30 member 3 (gene SLC30A3). Gene Ontology annotation, molecular function: zinc ion transmembrane transporter activity. Gene Ontology annotation, biological process: response to zinc ion; zinc ion transmembrane transport. Gene Ontology annotation, cellular component: plasma membrane. The record is from RefSeq and is a predicted model, not a curated record. NCBI's taxonomy places the organism in Eukaryota, Metazoa, Chordata, Amphibia, Anura, Ranidae. The coding region runs from base 114 to 1286 and encodes 390 amino acids. The transcript has 8 exons.
UCGCCGCGAUCUCCCCUCCGCACUGAUCCGAGCCGCGAUCUGAUCUCCGCAGUCCGCGAUCUUCUCCUCCUCUGCAGAUCUCACUGCGGGAGUCCCGAUCAUCACCCGACCGCAUGGAGCCCGGGGAGAGCCACCGACUGGUGGAGCCCAACAGGACCAACACCCGGCUGAAGAUCCAGAGUGUCUUCUCAGGAACCAAGGACCUCUUCCCAGGAUUUCCCUUCACCAAUGGCAGCCCGGCCGUGUCCAUUGAGCUGGAGAGGCCCGUGUCCCAACACUGCCAUGGCACAUGCCUACCGUCAGACUGCCAGCAGAAGCUUCAAGCGCGGAAGAAGCUGUACUUUGCCUGCAUUAUAUGCUUCAUCUUCAUGAUCGGGGAGGUGGCAGGGGGUUACCUUGCCCACAGCUUGGCCAUCAUGACAGAUGCAGCUCAUCUCCUCACUGACCUGGGCAGUAUGUGUGUCAGUAUCUUCUCCUUGUGGAUCUCAACGCGACCUCCAACCAAACAUAUGACCUUCGGUUGGCACCGCUCCGAGAUUCUCGGGGCUCUGGCGUCGGUCCUCUCCAUCUGGAUUGUGACGGGGGUGUUGGUGUACCUGGCUGCCGCUCGGAUCAUCAAUAACGACUAUGAUAUUGACGGACACGUCAUGCUGAUCACGUCUGGCUGCGCCGUGGUUGUCAACAUCCUCAUGGCCUACAUCCUUCACCAGUCCACCACCUUCCACGGGCACAGCCACGGCUCAGGGUAUGAGAAAAUCGGAGAGAGUCCUACCGGUGGCCUUCCCCUGCAACUGGGACCCCACGGCAAUACAAGCGUCAGGGCUGCCUUCAUCCACGUGCUCGGAGACCUCCUGCAGAGUAUUGGGGUGAUGGUGGCCGCCAUUAUUAUCUACUUCAAGCCACAGUACAAGAUUGCUGACCCGGUGUGCACCUUCCUCUUCUCCAUCUUUGUACUGGCCACCACCACCACCAUCUUAAGGGACGUCUUCUGGGUGCUGAUGGAAGGUUCCCCUCGCACCAUUGCGUACAGCUCAGUGAAGGAGGUUCUCCUGACCGUCCAGGGGGUUCGCUCGGUGCACUGUCUGCGGCUCUGGGCUCUCACCCUCAGCCAGAACGUGGUGUCUGUACAUCUGGCUAUUGAUGAGAGCUGUGAUGCCGAUACUGUCCUCAAAGAGGCCACCGAAUUACUGCAGACAAAGUUUGAGGUCUUUAUUAGCACGAUCCAGGUGGAACAAUAUAUAGAAGACAUGACGGUGUGCCCACGUUGCCAGGACCCAACUGGAUGACCAGAAAGCCUUACCUAAAAAUUGGCCACCCAUCAUCCUGAGUGGAACCGGAGAAUGGGAGGAGCCAAACGUAACGGUGGGGGUCAGAUCAUUCAUCAUAUGGUCAUGUGUCUUUUUUUAGAGGAACACGUGUCUCCCUGUCCCAUGCUUAAAAAAAAAGACCCACACGCCAACCACACAUUCCCAUCUUGGAAACAUUCCAUGCUCUGAACCUGAAGAAGAGUUGACUUUAUGGCAUUGGAGAGAACAUUGAUGGACAGGUAAUAUGGUAGCUGUUGCUAGAGGUAUAUAACGCCAUGGAGAUAUAAUGUUCACCUCUGAGGCAUGGCAGCCCAUUCAGACUUAAAUGACAUGGGGGGGGGGGGGGAUCUAAGAUCAUCCAAAUAAUGGGACCAUCACCUACAUGUUUGUUCUUAGCAUUUGGAAAAGUCCAACGAAACAAAUGUAACUAAGGUGGCAACCCAUAUCUAUAAAUGCCUUAGGUGACUGUGGUUUCGGGUGUAGUUGGAAGGGUUCAAGGACUGUGAUGAAGCUGCUAAUCCACGGUUUUCUUGUCGGAUUUUCCGAUCGUG